GCCAGGAGCGGGAAAUGCUGGAGGCAGGCUUGGGGCCUACACUAGUACUUAAGGCCCCUUGGUGUCCACGGUUAAAAGGCAUAUUGGUGGUCACUAAUGUUGAUGAUGUUUAUGUGUUGAUGUUGUGGCUGUAUCUGGUACUGUACUUCAAUAUCAAUCUAUAAUCAUGGCAUUUGCUUUUCAAUUCUCCUCAAAUUACACUGAAGAUAUUUGGCGAGAGGAAAAUUUGCCUGGAUUUCAGGAACUGGUUCUCCGCAGUACUGAUCAGCCAGAAGAUGGGAAGAUCUAUGUAAUGUACCACGGCACCACGUUCAAUAGAGCUGUAGGAAUUAUCAAAGCUGGAUUUCAGCAAUCUGAAGAUGGAAUGCUGGGAAGAGGCGUCUACGUCAGUAGAGAUGUAAAUAAAGCUAUGAGAUACCCCCUAGAUGACAAAUCAGAUCAGAUUGUUCUAAAGCUAAGAGUGAAUGUAGGCAAGGUCAAGAAGAUUGAAUAUCAAAAGCAUCCUAUGCAAAAAACAUGGCAUAAGAAUGGCUAUGAUACAGCCUGGGUGCCCGCCUAUUGUGGAAUGGUUACAAGUGGGCUGGAAGAGGAUUGUGUUUGGGAUCCCAAGAGAAUCAAGGUGGUUGGCAUCGCCAAAGCUUCACCAAACCAUCUGCAACAGCUGAAUUAUUUGUUAAUGAUGUAUGGAAAAUAGGCACAGUCAUAAAAUAUUUUACCUGCCAGGAAAUAAAUGACCAAUUUACUAGAAA
This is a messenger RNA of Bufo gargarizans (Asiatic toad), 749 nucleotides long. RefSeq lists its product as uncharacterized. Gene Ontology annotation, cellular component: cytoplasm. Bases 167 to 694 code for a protein of 175 amino acids. Gene Ontology annotation, molecular function: NAD+ poly-ADP-ribosyltransferase activity. The transcript has 2 exons. NCBI's taxonomy places the organism in Eukaryota, Metazoa, Chordata, Amphibia, Anura, Bufonidae. The record is from RefSeq and is a predicted model, not a curated record.